Molecule: messenger RNA, 4399 nt
Organism: Diuraphis noxia (Russian wheat aphid)
Lineage: Eukaryota; Metazoa; Arthropoda; Insecta; Hemiptera; Aphididae
Gene: nahoda
Product: DOMON-like domain-containing protein nahoda
Source: RefSeq, a predicted model, not a curated record
GAAAUCGUCGUUGCACCGAACUAUCGCAGACCGCACUACCGCAGUCCGUCAGGUGUCGUCACUUCGUCAGAUCGUUCGUGUGUUCCGUACUGGUCGGUCGUUUUCUCUUGUUUUAUGCGAAAUCUAGACGAUCGUGCUCGCCCGUUUACGUAAAAACUCGAGUGAUUAAACGUUCUCGUAUUAUUCCGUGAAUCGAAAUUGUUGUUUUGACAAUAUUGUAUUGCUCGCGGUGUUCUUACGGAAUAAAACCAAUCGAGUUCACAGGUUUUCAUUACAACACAACAACAACAAUUUACGUAUUGUCUUACACGAACAGGUCAUACGAAAUGGGCUUGAGAAUAGCUUAAGUAUAUAAUUGCGUUCGUCAUGAACUCAAAUUCGAGGGAAUUAAUAUUGGCCGUGGUGGCUUGCCUGGUGUGCAGUACCACGAGCCAUGUAGCCCUCACGUUUCCUCCAGCCCGAACAUAUGACCUCGACUUCUUGGAUACUAGCAGAACGCCCGGCCCUUGUGGUAUGCCUAAAGGCUCAGUCAAGACUUCGUUGAUGUCUGGUUCGUCGUUCAACGUCACAUGGCAUCUGGCGUAUCCUCACCGGGGAGGAAUUAAACUUCAAGUACUGGACAAUUAUCAAAGGCCUGUAUUGGAUUUAACACCAGUCACAAAAGAUUCUGAUUUUUUGAGGACUGAUGCAACAGCUCAAUCGUACGCUGUUCAAUUGCCGGGAGAUUUCGUUUGUGAAGAUUGUACCAUUAGAUUACUCAGAGAAGCAUUGGAAUUCGGCAAUAGCUACAGAUUUUGGUCAUGCGCAGAUGUCGAUAUCAAAAACAAAAAAAAUUACCGUGAAGACUGCAGUGGCAAAGGUCGUUACUUAUUAUCAAAGUGCCGAUGUGACAAACUUUAUUACGGCUCCAGAUGUCARUAUAAAGAUGAAUGCGUUGAAGACAACGAUUGUGGUGAUCAAGGAAGGUGUAUAGAUGUCCACGCUACAACCGCUCCAAGGAAACAGUGUUAUUGCGAACCCGGAUGGUUUGGACCAGCGUGCACUAAACGUUCGUCUUUAAAAUCAAAUGACAUCGAUUUGAGCAAUCAUAGAUUCAGAGAACUUUCAAGUGAUUUCCAUUUAUAUUGGAAAAUAUUCAAAGAAGAAGGCGAAAUAGAAGUUGUCUUGAGAGCAAAUAGUACCAGUUACUUAGGGCUAGGUUGGCGACCAAAAGAUUUGACUGCUGAGUGUAAGAAUUUCCCAGAAUUAGCAGAUUUACCUGGUGCAAAAGCUGUAGCAGCAAUACCCAAACCUGAACCCGAGCCGGAAUCAGUUAGUGAGCCCGAACCAAAAAGCGAACCAGAACCAAAGAGUGAACUCGAACCUAAAAGUGAGCCUGAACCAAAAAGUGAACCAGAACCAAAGAGCGAACCUGAACCGAAAAGCGAGCCGGAACCUAAAAGUGAACCAGAACCAAAGAGCGAGCCGGAACCAAAGAGCGAGCCGGAACCAAAGAGUGAGCCAGAACCAAAAAGUGAGCCAGAACCAAAAAGUGAACCUGAACCUAAAAGUGAACCAGAGCCCAAAAGUGAACCAGAGCCAAAAACUGAACCAGAACCAAAGAGUGAACCAGAACCAAAAUCAACAACUGGACAGAAAUCAAAUAAGAAAUCUGAACCAGAACCGGAACCAGAACCUUCAUCAGAACCUACUACUUUGUCAACAACAACAAUUGCAAGUUCCACUCGACCGAAACCAUCAUUUUUCCGAACCAGAGGACGACUGCAAAAACCAAAGCCUACCGAUGAACCGGAAGCUGCAGCAUCAACUACUAAUGCACCAUUAAGAUCUAAUGGAAGGCCAGUGUUUGCCCAAUUACGAAAUACUAGAUCAGCAUCAACCCCAAAUGAACCUCAACCAGAAUCAGAGCCAGAACCAAGGUUGAAAGUUCAGGAAGGCCAUAAUCAUCACGAUCACUCUUCACACGAACACGACCACUCAUCACAUGAACACGACCACAACCACGAUCAUCACCAUGAUCAUCAUACUCACGACCAUAAUCAUGAACAUCAACAUGAAACUCCCGUCAAAAAAGAAAUGAAACUCAAUACGUACACACCUAAAGCUGAUUUCAACGGGAUGGACUGCACAGAUUUAGUAAUAGGAAGUGCUCGAGGAUCAGCCAGCAGGGUGUGGGAUUAUUACACUAGAGACAGGUCAACGCCACGCGUAGACGGUUUUUGGGGUGGAAAGAAUGAUUUAAUCGCUGCAGUUGGGUUUGAAAAAGAUGGAGUUACGACUAUUGCUUUUAGAAAGAAGCUUAAAGCCACCGAACCAACUGAUCACUCUAUCGUAGAUGAUGUUAUGCACGUGAUUUGGGCUAAGGGUCAAGAACAGAAAAACUAUCAGCAUUCACCAAAAUCUGGACUGGAAAAAGAUAUUGCUUUUGUAAAAGAUUUUUACAAGCAAGAUGAACUUAAAUAUCACGGUCACGGAUCCCAACGAGGAGUAAUUUCUAUUAACUUUUUUGAUGAACCCGGACGACUGCAGCCAUCGGUYGACGAUCAAGAGGCGACGAAAACCGCGGACAAUCCAUUGACCAGUCGUAAUAACAAGCCGUCUGUCCAGCAGGUUUCCACUCCGGCGCCCAGCAACUGUUACGGUCAGUGGUCGACCCCAAAAGGCUGUAACGUGACCGCUGGCCAGUGCGAGUACCACGUGGUAUGGACUUAUUCGUCAAAGACCGAUUACAUGCGAUUCACGAUCACCACCACGCAUACCAGUACUUGGACCGGUAUUGGAUUUUCUGAAGACCACAAAAUGAGUCAAACAGACGCCAUUAUUGGAUGGGUGGAUAAAGCUGGAAGGCCGUUCCUUAUGGACACCUGGAUAAACGGAUAUACAGCUCCGCUGUUGGAUGCUUCUCAAGACUUAAGCAAUAUAACUGGUAACACCGCCGAAGGAUUGACGACAUUGAGCUUUAUGAGAAAACGAUCGACCGGCGAUACCAAGGAUAUGAUGUUUUCGGAUGAUAAAUGUUUGUAUUUAACAUUCAUCGUCAAAGGAGGCGGUUACAACCCGGUGAACAAAAAGAUCAAAAAACACGAAGUUUUACCAAUGUUUUCUAACGACAGAGUGUGCAUAAGAUCCUGCGGUGCCGAAGAAGAUUGGGAAUUGGCGACUACCACGACUGCCCCGAAAGCUGCGUUCAACGUGGCCAUCAAAUUAGUCAAAUUGGGUGAAAAUUUUGUUGUUCCCCCUGCUGGAAGUCCCGAUUUUGACGCCCUAGCCAACACGGUYACCAGUGGUUUCAAGAAGACCUUGACUAAGUUGCCCGAGUUCUACAAGAUCAGCGUCGAUGAGUUUUCUCAGGAAAACGAAAACGUGGUCGCCAAGAUGAGUGUCGAGUUAGACGAGAGUGGCGGAGGAUCGCGUGGCCGUGCACUGGGCACAGACGAGGGCGCCGAACAGUUGGAACGUGUUCUAAGGAGUACCGUAAACAGCGGCCACGUAGGCGCUCUAUCGUUAGAUCCUAAGUACUUUGUUUUCGAAGCAGCACCGCUGUCCAGCACGAUUCCGUUAGAGGAACACGUCAAUGACAGUAUAUUAUUGUCCACGACAAAAUUAUGGAUCGUUAUAGGAUGCAUUUCCGCCUUGGUGUUUAUUGCCAUUGUUCAAGCUGGAUGCACCAUUUACAAGACAGCUCGAAGACCCAGACCAAACCACAAGGAUCACGGCGGCGUGAAUUCCGCAUGGAAGGAUUAUUCGUCCGGCGGCGCAGGYGGACCAAACACCAACUACGCUUUCGACCAGUACGACGGAGACGAGAAACAGUCGCCGAGCUCGUUGAGCCACACGUCAACCAUACCACUGACCACAAAGUUGGUGUCGCACAACGGCGGCGGUAACCAUUACGCGGAAUCGCGGUCGUUGCACAGGCCUUCCGCGACCACGGCCGCAGCGGCCAACGGCGGCGGCCGUCAUAUGCACAGCCGCCCUCCGCCACCGCCCGGCCACCAACAGCAGCUGCACCACCAGGACAGGGCGGCGGGCACUUACUCGCUGCCCAGGCCCGCGCAACAGCCACCGCACCACAACGGCGGUUACUACACGCAAAGGCCGCCCAACCGGACGUCCGCUGCGCACCACGGGCCGCCGCAUCAGCAGCAGUCGAACGGGGKCCCCGGAGAUCAGCUCCAACCGGACUUUUACUUCAUGCCGUCGCAGAGGAAGUACUCGGGUGAGGUGGUCAGGGUGUACGUGGACUACAACACGAACCCCCGAAAAUGAUCGCCCSCGCGUUUCUGUUUCUUAUUAUACUUAUAGUAAUAAUCAUAUUUUUUGUAAAUAUAUAUCCGACGAUUUUUUUUUUUUAAAUACAUAUAUACAUUAUACAUAGAAGACACACACAUACCCAUAU